Molecule: messenger RNA, 1415 nt
Organism: Belonocnema kinseyi
Lineage: Eukaryota; Metazoa; Arthropoda; Insecta; Hymenoptera; Cynipidae
Product: protein FAM50 homolog
Exons: 5
Coding region: 183-1196 (337 amino acids)
Biological process (GO): chromatin organization
Cellular component (GO): nucleus
Source: RefSeq, a predicted model, not a curated record
CAAGUGAACCAAGCAGAACGAGGUGAACAAUAAACGAUCGAUGAAGUGUUGUUUUUCCAGCCUUUUCAAUGUUUUUAUAUAAUUUUACGAUUGAUAUUGUUAAUGCAUAAAAGAAUCCAGUUUAUUGUGAGUUGAGCCUCGAUACCGAGAGAUAAAAAACUUUCGACAUCAAUUAAAUCAACAUGGCACAUUACAAAGGAGCAGCCAGUGAGGCUGGACGAGCCAUGCAACUAAUGAAGAAACGUGAGAUCGCUCAACAGGAAAUUGAAUAUCGAAAGAAGAAGAUUGAAGAUGAUCUCAAAAUUCACAAUAUUGAAAACAAAUUUGCGACACAUUACAAUGCAGUCGAACAGCAACUCAAAUCCUCGACCAUUGGUCUUGUCACUCUCAAUGAAAUGAAAGCCAAGCAAGAAAAUAUUGUUAAAGAACGAGAAAGAAAACUCGCUCAAAAGGAACUUGAAAAAGAAAAGGAGAAGGAAAAAGCUUUGAAAGCCAAACAAGAAGAAAAAAAUAAUCAAAAGAAACAAAUCAAGGCUUUGUCUUUCAAUCUUGAUGACGAUGCUGAUGAGGAUGGUGAUGGUGAUGAGGAUAUCGAACUAGAGCCGAAAGUAAAGAAAAUUAAGAAAAAUCCAGAUGUUGAUACCAGCUUUUUGCCUGACAGGGAAAGAGAGGAAGAAGAAAAAAGAUUGAGGGAAGAACUUAGACAGGAGUGGGCCAGGAAACAACAAGCACUCAAAGAAGAAGAGAUUGAGAUUGUGUUCAGUUACUGGGACGGUUCUGGACACAGGCGUAGUGUAACAAUGAAAAAAGGAAAUUCAAUAUAUCAGCUUUUGCAAAGAUGUUUAGAAGUUCUCAGGAGAGAAUUUAGCGAGUUGAAAACCGUUAUGGCUGAUCAACUGAUGUAUGUGAAAGAAGAUUUGAUUCUUCCACAUCAUUAUACAUUCUACGAUUUUAUAGUGACGAAAGCAAGGGGGAAAAGUGGACCUCUAUUCACUUUCGACGUUCACGACGAUGUUCGUGUGAUGCAUGAUGCUUCCAUCGAAACGGAAGAAUCGCAUGCUGGAAAAGUUUUGCUUAGAUCUUGGUAUGAGAGAAAUAAGCACAUUUUCCCUGCGAGUAGAUGGGAACCUUUCGACCCAACUAAGAGCUACGACAAGUAUACCGUUUCUGACAAGAAAAAGAAAGACAAGCUUUAAUAAUGGGUAGUUUUAUAGUUAAAAUUAACAUAAUUAUAAGUAAUAGUAUAGCGCUAGUCAUUUUAAGCUUUGAGUAACAGAGGAUCUCACAAAAAAUGUAUAGAAAAGUACUUUCUUUUGGAGAAAAGUUGUAACAAGAUUCCAAUCCCUUCUAUAACAAAAUGUAAAAAGUUUGAAAAACUCGUAAUUUUAAGUGAAUAAAUAUUUUACCAUUUUUCC